GUCACUUCGCAAUUUCUUCUUCCCUGUGAAUUUCGUCAUGCUUGCCCAACUUGCGUCGGAAUUGUGCCCCACGUCCGCCCCUUUCUUCGGCUUCAUGGGCGUGACCUCUGCCUUGGUCUUUGCCAACUUGGGAGCUGCCUAUGGUACCGCCAAGUCGGGUGUCGGCAUUGCCUCCAUGGGUGUGAUGCGCCCAGAACUCGUCAUGCGCAACAUUAUUCCAGUUAUUAUGGCGGGUGUGUUGGGUAUCUAUGGUUUGAUUGUCGCCGUGAUCAUCCAAGGCUCCAUCGACGUGCCCAACGGCAAGGACACCGUCUACGGAUCGUACACUGGUUUCGCCCACUUGUCGGCUGGCUUGUGCUGUGGUCUUAGCGGUUUGGCUGCCGGUAUGGCCAUUGGUGUGGUCGGUGAUGCGGGCGUACGUGCUGUCGGCCAACAAGAAAAGCUCUUCGUCGGGAUGAUCUUGAUUUUGAUUUUCGCCGAAGCUUUGGGCUUGUACGGGUUGAUCGUUGCCUUGAUCUUGGCCACCAAGAAGUCCACCGGCUGCUAAACACCCCGUAUUUCAGUGAAGUGUCGACCCUCAGGACACCAUAGAGGUUGAGCUUCAUAAAUUUGCGUAUUUCAUUCCGUUGUUGUCGCGCC
Aphanomyces invadans is the source of this 639-nucleotide messenger RNA. RefSeq names its product V-type proton ATPase proteolipid subunit. The record is from RefSeq and is a predicted model, not a curated record. Gene Ontology annotation, cellular component: proton-transporting V-type ATPase, V0 domain. The transcript is spliced from 2 exons. Gene Ontology annotation, biological process: proton transmembrane transport. Gene Ontology annotation, molecular function: proton-transporting ATPase activity, rotational mechanism. The coding region runs from base 38 to 547 and encodes 169 amino acids. NCBI's taxonomy places the organism in Eukaryota, Oomycota, Saprolegniomycetes, Saprolegniales, Verrucalvaceae.